AUGUAUGAGACUGAACUAACCGCUGUCAAAGGGUUUGCGUUUACAUCAUCCAAGCUCCUGUUGGUCGGAGAGAGUCUCUCGCGCUUGAGAGUUAGAAACGAGCAGCGGCUUGCGGUUCGGACGAAUCAUUACAGCAUUUGCAACAUCGAUGUGAUGAGUCCUACCUUCAGAUUAGUCUGUGAUUUUGUGCAAUCAGCUGUGGCAGCUGCACAGAGUAGAAUUGACAGCCAUCUGGAAGCAUAUGUACCCCCUCCUAUCUUGGAUAGUACGACCAUCGGAGGUAGGCAUAGUCCUGACUCGCUUGAUGGAAAAGUCAGAGACAUAUCAAGCAGCCAAAAGCCUACUUUGGAUUUGAGCGAGACCAGAAAAGAAACCUAUUUGCGGAUUUCCGACUUUGCCAUCUCACGAAAAGAUCCACAGCUGCCAUGUCAUAUCAUACCCUUCCAGCGCAACAAGAACUUCUAUGGCAGAACCGAGGCUCUACAUCAAUUGGAUGAUUUUUUGGUCCCUUCCGAUGACGAUUCCACAAGAGAUCAGGGCGGCCAGAAUGAAGAGCUGCGCACAUUCGCAUUGUGUGGACAGGGUGGUGUAGGAAAAACACAAAUCGCCACAGAAUUUGCAUACACACACACAGAUACGUUUGAUGUUAUCAUUUGGCUCCAUGCUGAAGAAUCGUCAAGACUCGAAACUGACUUUGGUCGUAUUGCCAUUGAGCUUGGUUUGGCGUUGGAAGCCUCGCAGGAGGCCAAGGAUCCAGCCCUCAUGCGCGAGCUGGUCAAGGGUUGGCUCACGAAGCCAGUCAGGUCAUAUAACAGACUGGAUAACAUCUCAAAUGGGGAAGCAUCAUGGCUGCUCAUCUAUGACAAUGCCCAGGAUAGAGAGCUCUUGGAAGACUUUUGGCCUCCAACUGGCAGCACUGGCUCGGUCCUCAUCACGAGUCGCGACCCUCUCGCCAGAACCAAAUUCUACCUCAUCUCCGACGGAAUUGACCUUCAGCCCUUUGGGACCGAGAUGGCGGCUGCAUUUCUGUUAAAUCUUACCUGGCGAAGCGACGAUGAGAACGAAAGAAACCUUGCAGUCACGGUUGCUGAAAGGCUUGGCGGGUUGCCUCUCGCCUUGACGCAGAUGGCCAGUGUUAUGAUCCGCCAGGUUCUGUCGUUUGAAGAUUUCCUGGCCCGGUAUGAGGAAGAAGAAGCCCGUCUCUCAUUACUGAGACUUUCAUAUGAGUCACGCAGGAAGACUGAGGAAUACCCACACACCGUUGCCUCGGUCUGGGCUCUAGAAAGUCUUCAAGAAGCUUCGGGUCUACUAGAUUUUAUGGCUCUACUUGAUCCCGAAAGUAUACCGGAAGAGAUAUUGCAGGCCGUGAUGAAGGAUAAUAAGAUGGGUGAUUAUCCUAGCUCUGUGACCGCAUACCAGCACGCAAGGACUGAGCUCGUCAAAUCGUCAUUGAUAUCAAUCAUGGCCAAUGCAAAGUGUUUCACUAUCCAUCGUCUUGUCCAAGAUGUGGCACUGGCCAGAAUGAGCCCCGAAAGACUACACGCAUGCUUUUCGGCGUGCGUGACCUCGCUAACAGCCAUUUGGCCGUCUGCGGGCUUUGGCAUUCGUCAUGAUAUCAAACGGUGGCCUAAAUGCGAAGAGCUAGCCCCUCAUGUGCUGCGGUUAGAAAAACGCUUCAAACGUACUUCUGAGGAUGUUAAGAGGUCAAUGAUGAGGAAUAUCGAUUUUGCAAACCUUCUCAAUGAACUAGGAUGGUACUUCCAGGAGCGUUCGAUCGUAGAAGAGGCAAGAGAUGCAUUCAGCUUCGUCCAGGCUAAUUUGAAAACCGUACUUGCAGACAACGCCGACAACAAAAAUGAACCAACCCUCUCCCCCGAAGAGCUGGGGAAAGCCUCGUUCCUCUUAGCCGAAACAUACCGCAACCUAGGGUGCCACGCAGCAGAAAUCAACCAAUUCGCGAUGGCCAAGUCGUGCUUCGAAACCUACAAUACAAUGAUGAUUGACAAGUUCCACGACACGCCGCCUGGCGAUGACCCACGGCUUAUGGUGUCAUAUGUCGAGCUUGCCACGGCGCAUAUCAUGAUCGAGGAUUGGCCCAACGCCGUCCGGUGCAAUCUUAAGGCCCUCGAGGCUGCAGAGAAACUGACUGACCCCUUCAAGGCGAAACAAGGGCGAACUCUACCACUCACCAACCUUGCGUGUACCUAUAUGCUGUCAGAGCGGAUCGAAGAUGCUGGUGACUUGCUCUAUACGGCGUUACGGGAGAGAGAAGAACUCUUUGGCUCAAAUGACCGCCAAUCAAUGCUAACCGGAAGAGUGUUGCACGGCUUAGGAAACUGGGAACAACUGAAAGGCAACCCAGACAAGAGCCUUGAAUUCCACGCCAGAGCUCUCCUCCACUUCAAAGAAACGGUUGGAAACCAUCACCACCGAACCGCCGAUAUGUGUUUCAAAGUAGCAGAACACUAUGCCCGUCUCGAGGAGAGUGAGAAGGCAAUAACACUACUAGACCAAGCCCUCAAAACGUACGCCGAACAGCCCUACUUCUGCGCGGAGCGUGCUCGCGCGUGGUACUUGAAAGGCAAGAUGCUGGUCGCACAGCAACAACAGAACGAAAGCAAGGAGGCCAAGACGUGUUUUGGAGAAGCGGUUCGGCUUUUCCGCCUAGCCAGGCCGGACGAUGGAAGGCCUUUGGAACGACUUGGACAGGAGGAUUUCAACAAUGCGGUGAUUUUCUGGUCUCGUUAA
This is a messenger RNA of Aspergillus wentii DTO 134E9, 2748 nucleotides long. Its product is annotated as NB-ARC and TPR domain protein. Gene Ontology annotation, molecular function: ADP binding; protein binding. NCBI's taxonomy places the organism in Eukaryota, Fungi, Ascomycota, Eurotiomycetes, Eurotiales, Aspergillaceae. The coding region runs from base 1 to 2748 and encodes 915 amino acids. The record is from RefSeq and is a predicted model, not a curated record. The transcript is spliced from 7 exons.